This is a messenger RNA of Aspergillus fijiensis CBS 313.89, 1905 nucleotides long. Its product is annotated as lysophospholipase family protein. Gene Ontology annotation, molecular function: A2-type glycerophospholipase activity. Gene Ontology annotation, cellular component: intracellular membrane-bounded organelle; cytosol. The record is from RefSeq and is a predicted model, not a curated record. The transcript is spliced from 3 exons. Lineage: Eukaryota; Fungi; Ascomycota; Eurotiomycetes; Eurotiales; Aspergillaceae. Gene Ontology annotation, biological process: glycerophospholipid catabolic process. Bases 1 to 1905 code for a protein of 634 amino acids.
AUGAAAAUCACAGCUACGUUUCUCAUUUUAGCGGGCUCGCUGUUCGGCGCGACAACUAGCGCAGAAGAUGGGGCCCGCAAACAUAAAAUGCUACAGCGCGCGCUACCCAACGCCCCCGACGGCUACACCCCGGACAAUGUGAGUUGUUCGGCUACUCGGCCUACAGUGCGCAGUGCCUCGACUCUCUCCUCGAACGAGACCUCGUGGCUCAAGACUCGCCGGGGAAAGACCGAAUCGGCCCUGAAAGACUUCUUCGGCCAUGUCACCAUUGCAGACUUCAACGCAACGGAAUAUAUCGACCGAGUCUCCGGAAACACCUCGAACCUGCCCAAUAUCGGGAUUGCGGUAUCUGGAGGCGGCUAUCGAGCCCUGAUGAACGGUGCAGGGGCCAUCAAGGCAUUCGAUAGCAGGACGAACAACUCCACGAGUGAUGGUCAACUUGGUGGCUUGCUGCAGUCGGCAACAUACCUGGCUGGCUUGAGCGGCGGCGGCUGGUUGGUUGGUUCGGUUUAUAUGAAUAACUUCAGUACCAUUUCCCAUUUGCAGACGUACGACGACGGCGACAUCUGGCAGUUCCAGAAUUCCAUUUUCGAGGGACCAGAGGGAAAUGGCAUUCAGCUAUUUGACUCUGCCUCUUACUAUAGGGAUAUCUAUGAUGCUGUGCAGGGCAAAUCGCGUGCAGGUUUCAACACUUCCAUCACCGAUUAUUGGGGGCGUGCCCUUUCUUAUCAGCUGAUCAAUGCUUCCAAUGGGGGGAUCGACUACACCUGGUCGUCAAUCGCUCUGACCGAUUCCUUCAAGAAGGCCGAGAUGCCAAUACCGAUACUGGUUGCUGACGGUCGAUAUCCGGAUGAGCUACUUGUGAGUAGCAAUGCUACCGUUUACGAAUUCAAUCCCUGGGAAUUUGGCACCUUCGACCCUACCGUCUACGGAUUUGCGCCUAUUGAGUAUCUAGGGUCUCGUUUUGUAGCUGGGUCUCUUCCUCAGAAUGAAAGCUGUGUUAGGGGAUUUGACAACGCGGGCUUUGUGAUGGGGACUUCAUCGAGUCUUUUUAAUCAGUUCCUCUUACAGAUUAACUCUACAGCUCUCCCGGACUUCUUGAAAUCGGCUUUUACGAGCAUUUUGGAGGACAUUGGACAAGAAAACUACGACAUCGCGCUCUACACACCAAAUCCUUUCUACCAUUGGGCCAACAACUCGUCGCCAGCUGCAAAUGAAACCAUGCUCGACCUAGUCGAUGGUGGUGAAGACCUCCAAAAUAUCCCACUGCAUCCACUGAUUCAGCCUGAGCGCCAUGUUGAUGUCAUCAUCGCGGUGGAUUCGUCUGCUGACACUGACAAUAAUUGGCCGAAUGGUACUGCUAUGGUUGCUACCUACGAACGGAGCUUGAACUCCACGGGCAUCGGAAAUGGAACAGCUUUCCCGGCGGUUCCAGACCAGAAUACCUUCGUCAACCUGGGCCUCAAUACGCGGCCGACCUUUUUUGGCUGCAACUCGUCGAAUCUGACAGGACCAGCGCCACUGAUUGUCUACCUUCCCAAUUACCCAUAUGUGUCUUACUCGAACGUUUCCACCUUCAAACCGGAAUACGAAGAGUCGCAGAGAGAUCAGAUCAUCCAGAAUGGGUACGACGUUGCGACAAUGGGCAACAACAGCCGUGACGCGGAUUGGUCGACGUGUGUGGGGUGCGCGAUUCUGAGUCGAUCGCUCGAACGCACCAACACCAGCGUCCCGGAUAUCUGUAACCGGUGCUUUGACAGAUAUUGUUGGAACGGCACGACGAACUCCACCACACCGGGCGAGUAUAAGCCAGCUGUUGUGUUCAGCAGUGAAGGCGCUAUUGUGUCGCGUGCUGUAUUUCUUGGUGCCUUGGCGGCAACAGUGACUGCGGGCGCUUUGCUGUAA